Molecule: messenger RNA, 10482 nt
Organism: Porites evermanni
Lineage: Eukaryota; Metazoa; Cnidaria; Anthozoa; Scleractinia; Poritidae
Source: the annotation of a GenBank genome assembly
AUGACUCGUUCUUUUCGUCGUGAGGAACAGGGUGCCUUUGCUCGCGAAGCUUCACUCGAACCAAGCCCUGGGAGUUUAUUCGCGAGAGAACUUUUGUCAAAUUAUGAUGAACCCAGAUCUGAGGGAUACGAUGAAUACUUCGAUCCACCGCUUGAAAGUAAAUACGAAUGUCCAAUCUGUCUUCUUGGCCUGCGAGAACCGGUGCAGACGGGCUGCGGACACAGAUUCUGUAGAGGUUGCAUUCUGCGUUCUUUAAGGUAAGCUUUGAGAAACAGCCUGUAGAGAUUACUGCAUAAGAAAAGCAGCCGAUCUCAGCGCUUUCGUCUUUAAAAUGUUCAAGUUUUGCGCUUGUUAACGUAUUAAUAGAACGUUCCAGCGAGGAGGUUUAGUUCUUAACUGUUUACAAAACACUUUGCUGGCUGGUCAAUCAUUGGCGUGAGUUUACACGUCGUUGGAAUCCAAAUAGUUUCCGCUUGAAUUACCUAACACCGAAUGCGGAAAGCCGACUUAGUCUGAAGGUUAGUGACAAGGAUUAGAAAACUGAGUGAAUCAAGUUUCGGGUCUGUGUUCCCAUCCCAAAGUGGAACCUGAUUCACUCAGUUUUCCUGACUCUAAUCACAAAGAAAAACCUUAUAGUCAGGGAGCAUAUGUCGCUGAAAAAAUUUCCGUGGGAUUUUUGUGGUGAUUUCAAGCGACCAGUGUAGAAGUUGAGAGGGACCUAAGGAACAUGUUCAAUGUUGUCGCCACCUCUGUUAUUCCUGCACGAAGUAUUUAAGGGGUACUGAAAAAUUGCCCAUUAAGCUUUACAUGAAAGCGAAGCUAAAGUUUGAAAAUGCUUAAAAAACGGCUGUUAGUCAAUCACUCUCUUUUCUGUAAAUGUAAAAGUAAUAUUUUAUAAGAUGUCCAGGAAUGUUCUAUUAACUCUGGUGCAUUGGGUAAAAGUUAAAAAUCCAAAUUUUUAGUUCAAAAGAAGCCAGUUGCCUUAGAUGAAAGUAAGAUUCCUUGGGAUAUCAAUGUGGGAGAACAAGGAAUUUGUCCUGCUACAUAUGUGGACAAUCCUCGUUUUUUUCCCAACACUUAAAAGUUCAAGUAUAAACUAGACUGCUUUUAUAAUAAAAUAAGAAAUUCCAUUUUCAAACUAUGACAGUUAUAUAGGCUAUUUUUUUUCUUCAUCGCACAUGCUAAUGCAUAUUCCAGUUUUCUGGUUCGGUGUUGUGCGUUGCGACAUGAACAUCUGGGAUACAUAUUGCCGUUACGUCUUUUACCCAGUCUAAAUGUCAAGUUCUACAGAAACUGGAGAGACCAAAGACCUCAAUUUACAGUACAGCUCAAAAGUAAGUUACCACCCUCUCGCGAGACAUGAAUCGCGUCGCGUGCUACACGAUUCCUGUAGCGGAGGACGUGAAGCCUAAAAACUGUAAGUACAUUUAUAUCAUGGUCAAGAACCGAUGGUAAAGCUUUACCAUGACUAACAUUUAUCUGGUUCAUAGAAGCGCCAUAGUAUGCAAAUAUAGUACCUGAGAAGUUAGUUUAAAAUUUCACAUGUUUUGACACUAUGCAAAUUUGUGAUGUGUCACGGUCACGCAAAAAAAAAUGCUGUUCAGCAAAUGUACUGUUGUCUUAUUUGGCCGCUGUAAUUUGUUAAAUUUAAGAUAGCUUUCUUUCAUAAAUCAAGUGUUCUGUACUGAGUUCUGUUCUGUAUAAAAAAGCUACAAAGAGCAAAUUAAGCUAACAAUAUUCCGUGAUCGAAUGCCAAGUUGCAUUUUUACCAAUGUUGUUGAUAUCUGGUUGGCGAAAGUUGCCGUAGGCUGCUUGCAGUCUGCCUUUUCUCUUAAAAUCGGUCUACUUCUUAUCUUAGCCAGCUCGAUUGCAAACGAUGACGUUACGUUACAAUAAGGGAUUAGGACCAGACGAGAAAAGACGGACUGCGGACUCUUUUGUAGUAAACAAACCCUUGGUCAGCCCAGAAACAGACUAAACGAUUGGUCAAUUUUGCAGCUGUUGGCAGAUCAUUGACUGGUCUGUGGGGGAGAUGCAAGCGAUAAAAAUAGUCACACGUCACAACUAACUGCAAACAAUUACAAACCUAGUGGUAAUCGCUUUUAAACUAAAAUGUUGAAGGAUAUCUUACAGAGGGAAACUGAUAAAAAUUUCCUCAAGAGAAACAAAUUCAAGGCAAUCGUACCUUAAAAAGUAAAAAUUUGCAGUUGUUUAUGUUCUAUUUAUAAAUCGUUUCAAGUUACUUGGGUUUAAUUGGUUAAUUAAACUACCUUGACAGCUUCGUUGUCCGCAGAGAGAACAAAAGAGUCAGCAGUCUCUUAUUUUUUCUUCUCGGUCUUAGGGCCUGUUUACAUGGAGGUGGGGGACCCCAGGUAGGUGAGGUAACCCGCUAAGGUGGGGUAACCCGCCUGCCAUAUAAUCUCUCAUUUUAAUUUGAUCACGUUUACGUGAUAGGUGGGGUGACCCGCUAAGGCAGGUAGCCUGGUCUGCCAGGCAGGGUAACCCCUCAGCCGGGGUCAAAUUUUGCCAUGUAAACAUUUCAAGGUGGGGUAACUAGCCUAGACGGGGUCGGAUUCGCAAUACUGAAUUCGUGCAAAAUUCACUUUGGCGGUAGCUUUGCAUCAUUAUUAAAGGUAACAAUAACUCGUGAUCAAACACCGAGUUGUAUUUUUACCGAUGUUGUUGAUAUCUCGUCUAGUCGGCGAAAGUUGCUGCUAUGCGUAAACGAUGACAAAUGCACUUGUUUGGCCACUGUAAUUUGUUAAGUUCAAGACAACUCUCAAGAUUUGGUAAAUCAAGUAGUGACUGUCGAAGAAAGCUAUAUAGAACAAAUUUAUUAAGCUAACAUUAUUUCGUGAUCGUACGCCAAGUUGAUCGCGUGAACGAUAACCACACAUAUCAAAAGGGCUGACAAAUUUUUUUGGUGAAACUCAUCCCUAGCAAUUUGCAGUAUAUUUGGUUCUUCUCAUCUUGGUUUGCUCAUUCAAAAAAUUAAGGAAGGUGGAAGUGGUUUUCAAGUUUUUUUUUUGUGUGGAUUAUUUGUGGCCAAAAUUAAGCCAAAUGCACGACUUGUAGAGAAACCAACUUCUCAUGACAGAGUAUUGACAUGCAUACAGGAAUGGCUGUCUUAUGCCCAUUUAGAACAUUUUGAAAGCUGGUUAAAAUUAAAAACAUUUACAGCUCAAAAGCCUAAGGAUAAAGGAGUAUCGUGGCACAGACAGUGUUUUCCAAAACUUUAAGGUGGUUUAAUGAAUAUCAUAAAGAGAACGUACAACUUUCUAACAAGCAAAUUUUAUUUAACACGUUCAAUGACUCCCUUCCAAUGCAAAUGCCAAUUUCAACUCAGUGCAAAUUUCGUCUAUUGGUUUUACAGCAAAAGAAAUACUUGUAUACUUGCAAGAACAUUGUAAUGAAACCUAAUUUAGAGGAAUUUUUACGUAAGCUUUUUGAACAAUAUCGCAUUGAAAGUUGUGGCAAACAAUAUUGAAUGUGUGGCAACUGAUAGGUUUUUUUUCUUUUUUUUAUUAAUUAUUAUUAUUUUCCAAUAUUUUUUAUUUUUAUUGUAAUUUGUUUUGUUACUUACUGGCAUAUUUAUUUACUUAUUGUUUUGUUUCCUUUACCUUCUGCUGUGUAUUAAUGUUGUUAAUUUGCUGUCAAUUAAAAAAAAAAAACAAAAAAAACAAAAACGUGGCGCCAGAGGAAAUAACGCCGCAGCUAACGACAUCUAAAACAUCACCAUUUAACCUAGAUUGGUGCUCCUUUUGUGACGGCAGCGAGUCUCGUGGAAAAACCCUUUUACUUCUGCUACCCAGUCCUUAAGUACAGAGUUUUUAGCAAUGACAGAGAUCAACUUUAGGACAGGUAUGAUAUUGACUAUGUCCGACUUAAAAGCGGCAUAUUUAUGGGAGAAUUAUUUUAUUAAAGUAAACAUUGUCCUUGAGGAUGUGUGCAAUUGAAAAAUGCUAAAACCGUUGACUCAAAUUUUGAUACCUGAAGUGGAGUUUCACCUACCACCAAAAGCUAACGAAUCAGACCAUCUAAGCGUUAAGAAGACAUGGGAUACCACCAUUCAUCUGGUAGAAAAGAAAAGUAUUGACAAUUAUUAAAAAAAAAUGAAUGUACUAUUUGAAUCUGCACUCUUGUUACGGUGGCAAUCAAUAGCUGCACAGAAUGGGUGUUUUCAGUGAUUGGCCAGUUUGAGUUUUCUGUCAGUUCCCAGGUCUUUGUUUGCCCCAAUGGUAAAAUGCUUCACUCUUUUGCAAGGAGCCCUUUCAUUACAGUUCUUGAAAAGUUAAGCACUUGGUGGUGUAUCAGAGCAAAGAGCGACCACUGGUCCUCAGGUAAGUGUGAAUGAAAGAGUGAAUAUGGAACCCUCAUCUCAGCUGCAAGUUGCACUUGUUGACGCCAAAAAUUGGCAGAACGUCAAUCUCGCUGCAAGGCAGUUGAUAUCAGAGACUGUUUGCAAUGAGCAGAGCCCUUUACUGCCAGAAUCAUCCAUAAGUACAAGUCCAAUGAUGAGGUCUGUCUGAUUUUCAAUAGAUAUGACUAGCCAAUGUGUCUGAAAACAACUACCUGAGUAAAUGGUCAGGCUGGUCAAGAUUGCCUAUAUUAACGUAUCAAUAAUUCCAUGCAUUUCUCAUAAUAAGACCGAGAACGAGCUAUCUACAGAGAAGUUCCUAGAUCAUGCUAUGAAGACAAAUCUACAAGUUGUUGGGCCUUGGGGUUACCAGUGUUGUUCAACACAACAAAAUAUGAACCAUCUUUGUGAUCAAGAAGAAGCAGACACCAAGAUGUUGUUACACGCUCUGGACACAACUGUUAACAGUGAAAUGGAGCUUUAUAUCCAUUCUGAUCUCUAGACAAAGAUGUUAGUUGUGCCUCUAAGGCGCUAUCCGAAGCUGUGUGUGAAGACAUUAUUUGUCUUUGCUCCGGGUGAUAACCAUUGUGUGAUUGAUCUUAGUCCAAUCGCUAGUGCCCUCAAUAGUGUUAAACUUGCCGCAUUACCAGCGUUCCACGCUGAUAUCACCGGGUGUUUUUCUGUUAAAGGGAAACUUUUAUGCUGGAAAACGUGGAAGAAGAAGAAGAAGAAGAAUGGAAACAGAAGAUACCAUAGCUGCUUUGGAGCCACAGUGCAUCCCCUGAGACGAGAUAUUGGUCCUUGUGGAGAAGUUUAUAAGCCAGCUUUAUCAGACUGGAACCAGUAGCUCACAAGUCAAGGAACUAAGAUGGCAAACAUGUAUGUUCCGAAAAAAAUCAGGCAAAUUGGAUAGGCUUCCACCAAACAAAGGGUAAUUUAGGAAGCAAUUCUCCGUGCCCACUAUCAAAAUGAUAGUUUGUUACAGCCAGAUGGAUUUGAUGGGAGAAAAGGGAGGAUAAAUGGAUCCCCAUUAUGACAAAAGAAGCACCUGCUGCUGAAGAAAUAGUCCAAUUGCUCAAGUGCAACAGUGAAAGAACCGAUGUUCACACAAUCGAUGCCACUGCCGGAAAUCAGGCUUGAAUUACACCUACCUCUGUUCUUGCUUUGACAGUAAUGAUCCCUGCAAAAAUGCAAGUGAAGAUACUAAUAGACCAAAAAAUUGAGGAGGAGGGCCCUGACAGUGAGGUGUAGAAAGAUCAGAGAGUCAAAAUUUGUUGAAAAAUAUGGAUUUCAAUUUGUCAAUGUGAAAAAGUAUUAAUGUUAGUACUCUUUAAGGGUCACAUUGUCUUAAGGCUCUACUUUGGGUCACGUGACCACGCAAAAGUGUCGCCAUCAACUAAUUUUAUUAAGUAAGACAUCCCAGAAUAUUGAAACUGAUUGUAGUUUGUUCCAAAAUUCCAAUAAACGGCCAUUUUUCAGUCGUUUUAUUGUUCAGCCUCGUUGUCGUGGAGGGGAGAACAGUGCUCUUCUUUUAACACCUUCUAAAAAUCCUCUGCACGCAAUACAAAAGUACCAACAACAUUAAACAUGUCCCUUAGGGCCCCCCUAACAGUUUUGCACUGGUCACUUGAAAUUAUCACGAAAAUCCCAUGGGAAUACCAUUGCUCCUAGACUAUUAGAGUCAUUUGGCGUUCUGUGUGCUGUGUUCUACAAAAAAACCCUUGCCAGUUUUAGUUUAAUUGUCAAUAAAAGUUAGAAGUUAAAAUUCAGGAACAGAAGUUUGAACAAACAACACAGAACACUAGUUCUGGAAUGUACACCUUUCCACUAUGGACAUUUCUCCUGGUUAAAAGAUACUGAAACAUACUGUAACUGUAAACUUUAAAUAUGAAGGUCUAUGUGCCUCUAUAAUAGUGUAUAUUUGGCUUAAUCCUUUGGCAUCUGUAUGAAGGAGAUGUUUAACUUUUCUUAUUCACAGGAUAUAUAUGUUGAGUCAAGUAAAAACAGGCAACACACUGUAUCUGUUCUCCACAAUUAUUUUCGUAUAAAGGUCAUUAUUCUAUGUUCAGCUAAAAAAGUGAAAGAUUCGUAUCACCCCAAUUCAGAAGUUUUAUAUCAUUUUGUGUGUAUUUUGGACCCCGGUUGACAUUGUCUGAUUUUAGUCAGUAUUAAGAGAAAAAUAAGUUUCCAGAAAAACCAGUUGGAAAGCUACAGUAAACAUGUUUUUUUGGGUUGUUCCAGUCGAAAAUUGCUGGGAGAAACAAAAUUUCUGAAAAGGUAAUCUUGUUGACCCAGUCAGAAAGUUCCAUGGAAAUUUGUGUUCCAUUUGUACAAAUUAUAAGCCGUUUUUGAUACCUGUUGUGAGUUUUCUUGGCCAUUUUCUGGUCAAUGGAGCUGUAACUAAUGUGCAUAUAUAAUACUCUGCAGUCACCAAAUUUACCAGUCCUGAAUUUUGCUUACCAUUUUUGCCCAAACCGUGAACCGACAGGUUCACCCAUGUAAAUGGUAAAAAACCUUUGAGUCGUACAUGAUCUCAUGUGUUGUGUCACUUGUCCCUCUUACUAAGUAUAUGGUUUGAAUAGCAUUGUACAAUUCUUUAUUGUUGUUUUAAGUCAUCUAUCAUCAUGCAAUGGAGAGUAGUGCUCAAAGCACAGGAAUGUAAAUGUGAUGAUGACUGGUGAUACACAGCUGUAAGUAAUCUGUGCAGAAGUCAACCUCUAAAUGAUAGUAAAUAGAAUAUUGGGAGCUGGUGGUAGUAAUAGUUACAGUCAAACCCUGCGUUACAAACACCUGCUUAAUAUGGACACCUUGUUAUUACAAACAGUUUUCCUUGUCCCUGGGGAAAGUAUAUGGCCCUCAUAUUUUCUCUGAACUCAACCGAACACCCCAUUAAAUAGGGACUCUUUCUAUGCCCCCUUAGUAUUGAUAUUAAUUGGGUUAGAUUAAAAUCAUUUCUCUUCAAGCAUGUUAUUGCUUAAAAAAUAUUUUUCAGUUUAAAUGGAUUAGUGCCUUGGGGACCCAAAAGGUUAUCAUAACUUUGGAGAAACUAUCACUGGCAUUCUCUUUCAUUCUGAGAAAAUAGUAGUCUUGGCAUCAAAUGUGUUCCUGCAAUCCACCAUGCUUCACUUAAUUUAGGCAGCUUUUUGGCAGCAGAGGUCUGCCAGCCAAUUGAAACUAAUUCAUGUAAAUUUUAGCCUCCAUGCUAAUGCCUCCCAUCUAUGUUGCUCCAUAAUAAUAAUAAUUUCCAUAGGAAAAGAUACAGUCUGUAUAUCUACAUACAAUUAUUUAAAGGUUUUGAUAAAGGUCAUCCAUCCAAGACUUCCUCUGUGUGUUGCAUACAUGUAUUUAUGCUGUGAUGCUGAAGGCUUCAUGAACCCAUUUUACAGUGUACUAGUACCCACAUGUACAGUAGAUAAACAUACAUGUACUUUGGAUUUUUUGCUUAUCCUGCAUCUUCAGAAAAGUAAUAACAAAAACUAUCAUUAAUAAUAAUGACUGUAGGUGGCACCUCUUGAAACUGAAAGGUGUUAACCUUUCAAUUUUAAAUUUUCAUUUUCCACAGUACCUGAUCUUUGAAAAUGUUAUGUUGCAACUUACAUUCAAGCCUAAAUCAAGGCUUUUACUCAUGCAACCAGUUUCUUUUAGUCAGACUUUGUUCUCAAUUUGAUUUUCUCAUUUUUCACAAAGCCUUUUUUUUGUAGUCGUAAAUGUAUGUUAAGCACUUAUUCAUAAAUGUACACCUACAUGUAUGUUACCUGUAGUCUCCUAUCUAUGGAUGCACUUUUAGCUUGUCCUGCACUCACACAUAAAAUUAAGAACGUUUGAAAAGAAAGCCUACCAACAUGCACAUCAAGGCUAAAUAGGAAAAUUGAACCAAGAAUUGAAUGGCUUUUGCAUAUUUGACACAAAUGUUGAGUAUUAAUUUGUAAUGUAUGGGAACACUGUGUGCAACACUGUGUCCUUGACCAUCUGCAUAUCAGAUCAAGCUUUCAAAAUUGAUUGUAUAAUUAGGUUAUUUAUUUUUAUGAGGUGAUGGCAAUCCUCCAUAUCUAGGUGAAAAAGAAUCUAUUUUCAGACAAAAAAGCUCAUUAGGUAGUAUAAGUGAGAAUGACACAAAAUAUUGCAUCUAAGUUUACUCAGUUUUCCACUGAACACCAGUGUUCCAGCCAGAAAAUUCUGUUUGAGGGCCUAAGUGGCCCCUAGAACCCAUUUUUGGGGGCCAGAUAUUUCAAGAAAGGGCCAAUGUACCAGUAUUUCUCUAAUAUGCAAAAGAAAAGAAACAGUUGGAAAGCUAAGGAAAUGAAAGCUGAAGCUGACAUACAGCAUCCCUUUUUAUACACAGUAGAGGAAAUCUUCGGUGAUAAAGCAAACAGUACACCCAUCAGAAUGUAUGCAAUAAAAUAGUAAGUAAUUUUUUUCAUCUCAUUUUCCACUUCACUCUCAAGAUCUGCUUCCUUUCGCUUCUUCUGAACUGCUUCGCCUCCAUCCACUUUUUCGUUACUGAGAAAAAACUUUCGAUAGACCUUGAAGAUGUGGGUCAGUAGUUCAUGUAUGACCCUAUGAAAUGUCCUGAGACACCAGUGCAAUGUCGUACCUCUAGUAAGGUGUUUGUCAGGUUCAUCUUUUUUGAGACGCCAUGAUUGAUACCCAUGAGCUUCUGCGAUAUUACAAAAGCCAAGUCAAGGCUCAGUGGUCUCCAGACCACUCACGGUAAAUCAGGUAAACUCAAGAAGAUUCAUCGAUUGAUUUUCAUGUUGUGUACAAAGGUACGGAGUCGUUCUUUAGAUUAAAAAUUCUGUUUAAUUAGAAAAUUAUUGUAGUUGAAGUAACAGAGACAUUUUUAAGCCCAGGGAGUUAAAGAAGGAAAGGACCAUAAUGGCCCCUGAAUGCUUUUUGUCGGGGCCAUCUCUCAAUCUUUUGGGGGAUUCACGCAAUGGCGCACUCUGGCUGGAACACUGGAACACAGUCUGAAAUUUAAUACACUGUGUUAACAUUCAUUAUUAAUUUUGAUGAUGUCUAUCAUAUGUGUAUGUACAUGUAAUAUAAUUUCGAUGAUGCUCUUUGUGAAAAACGUUUUGCAUAGAGCAGGAAAAUUCAGUAAUGUACCCUUGUCUUUCAUUAUAAUUACAUGUAUGCUAUCAGUUUAAAUGCUUGAAAUAUUUGUCAAAUUUUAAAUUUUUAAAUACUGGGUUUCCUCACUUUGUUUUCCAUGCUCUAGCACCCAAAAAGUUCUUUAAAAUGUCUUUUUGUUACUCUGUUAAUUUGUUCUUUCUUUAUGGAAAAAGAGACCAGCUGCUUUAUUUGUUAGCAGUAUAACAUUCCUUACUAGGAAGGUUGAAAAUCGAUUGGCCAGUUAUGUCACCUCUAUUUAAUGGAUGACUGCUCAUCUGUCAUCCUUGAACAAAAGAGAAAAAAUUCUUGAUCAGCUUGAAGUGUUACUUGGCUGCACAUCUUUCAAAAUAUUGUUUUGCUGGCAUCCCUUUGUUACAGCCAUCAACAAAGUUGUACUCAUAGGAAUGAUUUGUUGUAAGAAAAAAAAAAAACACGCACACACUUUGAUUGCGUUCUGCAUUAGUGUAGGUUAAUGAAUGUGGCAGUGUAAUAUUGUUAACUGAAAUAAGUACUAUUAAUUUAUACAUGUCAGUUAAAUUAAUGACAGGAGUCUCCAGAAGUACAUUUGUGUCAUUACAGUGAACCCCAAUAACACAAACCUCCAAGGGAAAUUGAAGAAGCUUGUUAGAGUUUUUUUGAGUUAGUGUUACUGGGAGGGAAGAGAAAAUGACCAAAAGUAAGAAGAAAAACAAUGAUUACUGUGCUUCUGUUCAUACAGUGUACAUACAUAUUUUCAAUAAAAUUCAGGGCAGGCUCAAAUUAAUGGUAACCCGAUAUCCAAUGGUUAGUAGUUUCCAACGUUUGGUUACUAAAAAUUUGCUGAAUUAAAUCCACCAUGGUUAGUAAAAAUUACUGUUAAUUAAUUUGGUGUUCAGCAUUUGGCGAUCAGUGAAAAAGCUGCUGCUUGCUUAUUGCUAAAGUUAAUAACUGGUUAUCAUUUCCUUCUAAUUCUUUCUAGGGAUGCCAGGCCCAAGUGCCCUGUGGAUAAUGAACGCUUAAAUGAGUCACAGGUA